Messenger RNA from Amaranthus tricolor (Joseph's coat), 1678 nucleotides. RefSeq names its product E3 ubiquitin-protein ligase PUB23-like. Gene Ontology annotation, biological process: protein ubiquitination. The coding region runs from base 106 to 1365 and encodes 419 amino acids. Lineage: Eukaryota; Viridiplantae; Streptophyta; Magnoliopsida; Caryophyllales; Amaranthaceae. The record is from RefSeq and is a predicted model, not a curated record. Gene Ontology annotation, molecular function: ubiquitin protein ligase activity. The transcript has a single exon.
CCCAUUUCAUUCCCAAACCAUCAACUCUCAUCUUCCAUUUUCCAAACAAACCUUUAACCAAAAUCUCGUUAAUUAAAAAGCCAACGGUCAACCCUAACAAUAAUCAUGGAUAAUUAUGAUCAUCAACAAGAAAUCGAAGUUCCACCCUUUUUUCUAUGCCCAAUUUCCUUACAAAUCAUGAAAGAUCCAAUCACUAUAUCAACUGGAAUUACAUAUGAUCGUGAAAGUAUAGAAACGUGGGUAUUCAUUAAUAAAAAUACUACAUGUCCCGUAACCAAACAAGCCCUUAACAUAGAUGAAAAUAAUGACACUUUUUUAACACCUAAUCAUACACUUAGAAGACUAAUUCAAUCUUGGUGUACUCUCAAUGCUUCUUAUGGUAUUGAACGUUUUCCUACUCCUAAACCACCUAUAACAAAAUCCCAAAUUUUAAAACUCAUUAAUGACGCUUCUAGUUCAUCCUCACAAAGUGUCAUUAAAGUUGUUCUUGAGAAAAUUAAGGGUAUUUCUUUACAAAGUAGUGGUAAUAAGCGUUGUUUAGAAAGUACUCCUGGUUUGGGCGAGUUUCUUGCUGAGGUGAUGAUUAAGUACGGUGAAAAUCAAAAGUGUAGCAACUGUAUCAGCGAGGAAGCGUUGAGUAUUUUGGUGAAUUUGCAAAUGUCUAAUGAAAUGAGUUUGAGAAAGAUAGUUAAUGAGAAUGAAGGGAGAUUUGUUGAUUGUUUGGUGAAAAUAAUGCAAAAGGGUAGUUAUGAAUCAAGGGCUUAUGCUAUAGAGAUGAUGAAACAAGUGUUACAGGUAGUCGACCCAGUAAAAGUUGUCUCACUUAAACGCGAACAUUUUGAAGAGAUUAUACAAAUAGUUAAGGAUGAUAUCUCCCCUAAAGCAACCAAGGCCGCAUUGAAAGUGCUGGCCUUGGCUUGCCCUUGGGGGAGGAACAGAAUUAGGGUUUGUGAAGCUGGUGGGGUUGUAGUAAUGGUGAAUGAGUUAAUGGAGUGUAAGGAUAGGCGGACGAGUGAGACAAUUCUUGCUGUAUUGGAUUGUGUAAGUGGGUGUGCUGAAGGGAGAGCUGAAUUGUUAGGGCAUGCAGGAGGUUUGGCGGUUGUGUCUAAAAAGAUACUUAGAGUGUCUCAUUUUGCGACUGAAAAAGGGGUGAAAAUUUUAUAUGCAAUUUCCAAGUUUUCUGGAAGUCCGAGUGUGGUGCAAGAGAUGUUACAGAUUGGGGUGGUUACUAAGUUGUGUUUGGUUUUACAAGUAGAUUGUGAAGCUAAGACUAAGGAAAAGGCUAGGGAGAUUUUGAAGUUGCAUGUUAGGGCUUGGUCGAAUUCUCCUUGUGCUCCUGCUCAUGUUUUUCAUUCUUUUAAGUAGAUGGAAUGCCAUGAUUUGCGGUCUUCACACAUUUUCAGAUUAUGAUCAUGACUUUUUUAAACACGAUAUACUGGUUAUGAUCUUUAAUUAUAUAGUUUGUUAGUGUAGAAAGUAAUUACUUAAGGUGGGAUGUUAGUAAAUGAUUAUUUUUUACGUGUACAUAGUAGAUGAAACAUGAAUUGUAGCUAUAGAAACAUUCGAUAGAGUUAUUGGAGCAACUUAUUUUAGACUCUCAAUUCUUUUGAAGCAUCAAAAAUUUUGUCCACACUCCAUGCUUGGGGUAUAUAAUACAACUUUUAGAAAUUUUCAAUUA